Neltuma alba is the source of this 1402-nucleotide messenger RNA. RefSeq names its product auxin-responsive protein IAA11-like. The coding region runs from base 192 to 1031 and encodes 279 amino acids. Gene Ontology annotation, biological process: regulation of DNA-templated transcription. Lineage: Eukaryota; Viridiplantae; Streptophyta; Magnoliopsida; Fabales; Fabaceae. The record is from RefSeq and is a predicted model, not a curated record. The transcript has 5 exons. Gene Ontology annotation, cellular component: nucleus.
UCCUCCUCCCCCCCUUUACCGUCACAACAACACACCUAACCUCACCAUUUAUCCUUUCUUUUCAUUCACCGCUUCGCCAAACUCCUCCAAACGCACUAGCCCCAUACCUUCUUCUGUGUCCGCCCUCCCACUAGUUGUCUUAAUUCCUUCUUCUUUUAGUUCGUCUUCUGCGGGCUUCGGAACAAUUUGUGAUGCAGGGUGAUUCUUCUCCGCGCUCGAUGCUCACGGAGUCUAAAGAGGAUAACUUGGUCCUUUCUUCUGAGGAUUCGUCUUGCCCUGAUGAGUCCGAGCUUGAAUUGGGUCUUGGCUUAAGCCUUUCUCAUCCUCGACUCAAGUCUCAGCCUCCUCCAACGACUCAGUAUGCUAGAAUUUUGACUGCUAUGGAUUUUUCUUCCUCAGCCUCCUCCUCCGCCUCCUCUUCCUCUCCUAACGCGACAGCUGGCACCAAGAGAGCUGCUGAUUCUCUUGUCGCUUCAAACGGUCCUAGUCAAGUUGUUGGAUGGCCUCCUCUUCGAGCAUACAGAAUGAACAGCUUUAAUAAUAAUCACUCAAAAUCUCCAGCCACUGAGGCGAAGGGUAAUCAAACAGCUGCAAGGAAGGCCACUGACAAUGGUAGUAAUAAAAACAAUAGUAUUGCGAAAGAAGAAGCGCACAUUAGGAGAUCCCUGUUUGUGAAGGUAAAUAUGGACGGGACACCUAUUGGAAGGAAGGUUGAUUUGAGUGCUCAUGGUUCCUAUGAAAACUUGGCGCGUGCUUUGGAGGAUAUGUUUAACGAACCGGCUACCAAAGGAUUAAAUGGGGAGGAUCGUGGUAUUGUCGUUGGAGCAAAAAAGAGACACUUAAACUUGCUGGAUGAAUCUUCCAAUUUCGUGCUGACUUACGAAGACAAAGAAGGAGACUGGAUGCUUGUUGGAGAUGUUCCUUGGGAUAUGUUUCUCAAUUCUGUGAGGAGGCUUAGAAUUAUGAGGACGUCUGAGGCAAAUGGACUUGCGCCAAGACUGGAGGAGAAGAAGAGCAGACUGAGAAGUUAGCUCAUGUAGAUAUGGAAACUCUGCAUAGUUUAGGAAACACGCAACUUUUGGCCUGUAAAGUGAUACACGUUAUGGAGGAAAAAUAGAAAAAGAAGGGGAAAAAAAAAAACGAAGAUGGAAAAGUAGAAGAAUGGAUUCUGAGAUAUUUAAAAAGUGAAAACGGGUUUAUUUUUGUUAAAUGUUGUGAGCGUGGGAUGCGUUUCAACUUUCUUGUCCAUCAAAUCUUAAUUGCAAUUUUUUUUUUGUGGUAGUGUAACGAAAAUUUCUAAUUUAGCCGAGUGAAAUGGACAAGAUGAGUUUUGUGGCGUUGUAUACAUUGCAAUUAAAGUUGCUUCAAUAAUUAAUGGAGGUUGUGUUGCUUGUUAUUUGUA